AUUUGAACUCAGGUCCUCCUGACUUAAGGACUGGUGCUCUAUCAACUGCCCCAUUUAGCUGCCUGUAGAUAUUUGCUUUUGAAAUGGUAAAUGUUUAUUAACUAAAGAUAUGUAGAUUAUUCAAAGAGUGUCUUUUUAGACAUUUAUUGGGACUUAAUAAGAGAAACUUCCUCUAGUAAUUAAGUAAUGAGAAACUUUAACAUAUAAGUCUUAUAAGUUCAUUUGAGUUUUUAAGGUAAGUUUAAACUGCCCAUGUUUAAAGACAAGAUUGGAUUAAGAAAGAGUGACAGAGGAAAAGAAAGGAUUAAAUAUUUUUUAUAUAGUACCUACUAUAUGUUAGGCAGAGCACUUUUAAAAAAAAUUUAUUGUACUAAAUACAAAAUAAGAAAAAAAACCCAGAAAAUAAAGGAAAAUUAAAAAAUAUAUAUUGUCAUGCAGGUGCAGCACUUUUUACAAAUAUUAUCUCAAUUGAUCUUCACAACAACCCUCAAAGUAGUUACUAUUGUCCCUAUUUUACAUUUGAGGAAACUGAGGUAAAAUGAUUUAAGUGAUUUGCUCAGGAUUAUAUAGUUAUUAAGUGUCUGUGGACACAUUUGAACUCGAGUCUCUUAAUUGCAGGCCCAGAAUCUAUCCACUGUUGUCCUUGGCUGCCUCUGCAAGAAUAUGCUAAUAUGCCUUUAUUCAGUGCUAGAUGAAAUUUAGGCAUGGAUGGGCAGAAGCUUUUGCAGGUAUCAGAAGUUCACAUAUUAAAUAUAUUUGUCCACAUGCACCAGUUAUGCCUGUUACCCUAAAUAUGAACAUGGCUAUGCCUUCUUGGUUUGAUAUUAUUGGUCUUUCUCCUGAUUCACAGGAGGAUGAGCAGGGAAUAAAACAAGCUGCAGAAAAUAUUAAGGCUUUAAUAGAUCAAGAAGUAAAGAAUGGAAUUCCAUCUCAUAGGAUUGUUUUGGGAGGGUUUUCUCAGGGAGGAGCUUUAUCUUUGUAUACUGCUCUUACAACACAGCAAAAAUUGGCUGGUGUUAUAGCUCUCAGCUGUUGGCUUCCACUUCGAUCUUCAUUUUCACAGGGUCCUAUAAAUGGGGUUAAUAAAGAUAUUUCUAUACUCCAGUGUCAUGGAGACUGUGACCCUUUGGUUCCCCAUAUGUUUGGUUCUCUCACUGUUGAAAAGCUAAAAACACUGGUAAAUCCAUCUAAUGUAAGCUUCCGUACCUAUGAAGGCAUGAUGCACAGUUCCUGUAACCAGGAAAUGUUGGAUGUCAAGCAAUUCGUUGAUAAACUCCUACCUCCAGUUGACUGAUAUCAUUUAAGAGGCCUUCUUUAGAAGUACACCAGCAUCAUUAUAGUCGAGAAUAAACCUUUUCACAUGCCCAGUCCUGAAACUUUACUUCUACUACUGCAGUGUUACUAUCAAUUUGCAAAUACAUGCCAAUGAUACAGAUGAAAUAAUGUCUCUUCUUGGGAAAAUUAUGGUCUUUCAAGUUUCUAUACAUAUAUUUGUAUGAUAUAUGUUAUAAAAUAUAUAAGUAUUAUAAUAAAUGAGGCAGCUGGAUUUUCUCUAAAUGUAAUUCAGCAUACUAAGAUAAAACACUGCAGUUUGAUUUUUUUGAUUAAAAUGUUCAAAAAAAGUGUUAGUAUGCUUAAUGAAAAUUUGUUCAGGUAUAAAUGAGCAGUUAAAAUAUAAUCACUUUAUGCGUGCUGUGACUUAGUAUAAGGAUUUGUUCCAAAAUUGCUUAGUCACCAUGCAUCUUCUGUAUUUUUAUAUAUGUAUUCAUAUAUAUGUGUGUGUAAUCCAUAAUAAGAAUGAGAUGGUAUUACAUUAUCCCUGAGAAUAAGGGAUAAUGUUUUUUAAGUGUCAAUGUGUAAUAUUGUGCUCUUCCAUCUUAAUGGCCCUUGUAUUUAGGACCUUUUAUUCAUAUUUACUUGGCCUGGGACAUCAUCAGGGUUCAAUUCUGAAAAUUCCUUGAUGAACUUCAAAUUGAUAACUCUCAAAUUUGUUAUGAAUAUGAGCAGAUGUUUAAUUUCAAUUAUUUUUCAUGGAUAAUUCAUGGAUAGAGGAAUGCUUGGGUUUCUGUAGAUUAAUGGAUUUGGAUUUGAGUUUACAUGUUUUAUAGAUAUAUUCUAAACUAAACACUGUGGAAAAUUAAUUAGCCAUUACCAGAAUUUUCUUUUUUUUCCCCUUUUUGUCAGUUGAAGAAUGUGAGAUUCUGACUUUUUCAAAUGUCUUUUUAGAAUUAAUUUUUGUGCAAACAUAAAAAAAAUUUGAUUUUUAUACAGACAAAAGUCUCAGAUCACUUGGAAAAUUAUUGAGAGACGAAUUUGUUAAUGAACCAGUAGGGCUGUAUAACUAGUCAGAACCCUAUAACUAAGCAUUCUGUUAUUAGAAUACUUUAAGACAUAGCAGAAAAGUAUGCUUGGGGUUUUAGAACGGUUAGUAAUUGUUCUGCUAUAUUGCUAUGUUAUCAGUGCAUCUUUAUUAAAUAGGUGCUAAUUGACACAUAAUGGAUAUAAUUUAGUAAUGUACUGUAUAGAAUGUUAAUAAUGAAACCAUAAGUUUAAGGUCUGGGCUUUAAAAUUUAAAACAAUCAUUUACUGAAUCACUUUUAUUUUGGAGAACAUAAACUGUUUUAGUUGGUAUGAAAAUCAAUGAGAUGUUACUUUAUUUAUGGUAAGAAAUCUCUUAUAUUCCGUUGAAAUGUUUUGCUGUAGAUGGGAAGAUGUACAUCUUUUUCACAGUUUCUAUCAACGUGAAAUAAAGUUUAAAGCUGA
This is a messenger RNA of Antechinus flavipes (yellow-footed antechinus), 2763 nucleotides long. RefSeq names its product lysophospholipase 1 (gene LYPLA1). Gene Ontology annotation, cellular component: cytoplasm. Lineage: Eukaryota; Metazoa; Chordata; Mammalia; Dasyuromorphia; Dasyuridae. Gene Ontology annotation, molecular function: carboxylic ester hydrolase activity; palmitoyl-(protein) hydrolase activity. The transcript is spliced from 8 exons. The coding region runs from base 692 to 1294 and encodes 200 amino acids. The record is from RefSeq and is a predicted model, not a curated record. Gene Ontology annotation, biological process: protein depalmitoylation.